CUACCAGGUGUUCCAGUGUCAAGACAAACUAACGUCCUUUCAUUUUUCCCCUACAACAAUUUCGUUUUUGUCAACCAUUGACAAAAAUAGUCCUUCCRAAGGGCAAAGAACGUGUUAUUGACAUCAGGGGGCCAAGAGGGACCUGAAAAAAGGCGAACUUGGGGAGAGUUUGUCACAAAAAAGAACAUUUCAUUUGAGAGACUCGCCCGGUGAAGGAUGCAGUAAGGAAAUACUGAAAUUUUAGCGGUUGGAUUUUUGUGCGGUUAUAAAAAGAACUUACCAUGAGUGACGAGCAACAGAAAGUUGAACCUACAGAACCCAAAGAAGAACCCAAGGAAGAACCCAAAGAAGCAGCCAACGACGAAGCCAAAGCUGAUGAGGCUAAGCAAGAGUCCAAAGAUGAACCAAAACCUGCUGAGAGUGAGGGAGAGACGGGAAAAGAAUGCGAAGAAAAACCCAAAGGGAAAAAAGGAGCAUUUCCUAAGCGAUACAUCGUGGCCAUUAUGGUAUUCCUUGGUAUCUGUGUACAGUAUGCGCUAAGAGUGAACCUAAGUGUGGCUAUAGGAGCCAUGUGUAACCCAAGAACAGUCGAAGAGAAUGGAUUUACCAUUGUAAAGAAACCCGAGUUCAACUGGAGCUCCAAACUUCAAGGUACAAUUCUCGGUUCGUUUUACUAUGGUUACAUGGCGAUGCAAAUCCCCGGUGGUUGGUUAGGUCAACGAUUCGGAGGUACUAAGGUGUUUGGYAUUUGCCUGGGUAUUGCAUCCAUACUYACCAUGCUKACACCAAUUGCYGCAAGAACGAGCGUCGUUGCGCUUAUUAUCCUUCGUGUCAUCGAGGGUUUGACUCUGGGAGCUCUCUUCCCAUGUAACCAUGCUAUCUGGAGUAAGUGGGCGCCACCAUCAGAACGAACAAGGCUCUUCACUAUUACUGUUGCUGGUUGCCCUGUUGGUACAAUCUUGUCCAUGCCUCUUAGUGGUCUAAUGUCCAAAUAUGGAUUCGAUGGAGGUUGGGCAUCAGUGUUCUAUUGCUUUGGUGCUGUUGGUCUCAUGUGGUUCUUCGUCUGGCAAAUGUCAAUCCAUGCAUCGCCAGCCGAACAUCCUACGAUAUCACCCGAGGAAAAGGACUACAUUGAAAAAGCUAUAUCCGACAGCACCCAAACGAAAAAGAUCAAGGUACCUUGGAAGUCUAUYCUAACAUCUGCACCAGUAUGGGCCGUCAUCAUCGCUAACUUCACGGCCGAYUGGGGAAUGUACACCAUCCUCAUCUGUCUUCCAAAGUACUUCAUUGAAGUUCUUCACUUUGAUCUGGCAAAGACUGGUUUCCUGGCAGCUUUGCCUUACGUCCUCAAAGCCAUUGUUGGACCAACCGGCGGUGUAGUUGUUGAUUGGUUGAUUAAAAACAAAAUGAGCGUCAGGAACACUCGACGUUGUGUCUUUACCAUUGGUUGCUCGGUCGCCUCUGUGUUUGUCCUGAUGACGGGAUACGCCAACUACCCAUAUUUGGCAGUGUUUUUCCUGACCAUUGGUGUUGGUAUAACGGGUAUCAAUGCGGCAGGUUAUGCGGUCAAUAUUCUUGAUAUUGCACCCAAGUACGCUGGUGUGAUCAUGGGUGUUACGAAUGUGUUUGGUGCCGCGCCAGGAUUCAUCAGUCCACAAGUUGUUGGGUUCGUCACGGCAAAUAAGACUGCUGGAGAAUGGCGUAUAGUUUUCUGGAUCACUUUCAUCAUGUAUAUCAUCGGUAUAGUACUAUUUGGACUGCUAGUCUCAGGCGACAAACAGCCAUGGGCAAUGGACGACGAAAACAACGAGCCAGACAAAGACGCUGAAAAAGGAGACGAAGAAAAGGAAGAGGARAAAGGAAAAAAGGAUGAACAAGAAGCCGAGAAGAAAGACGAAGACGACAAACCAGAAGAAAAAGCUGACGAGGAAAAGAAGGAUGACGAGGCCGCUGCGCCAGAGGGCGAAGAGAAGAAAGACGAAUAAGAACAUCUUAAAUAAAUUCAUAUGUAGUUACACACAUUUGUAAUAGUGUCUUUGAUAGUAUUGAUUCAACUAGCUAAAAUUGUAGUUUUUACAUCCUUAAAAUGAAGAUGACGCAAGCAUUGUAUAAAAUGAAGCCUACUCCAAUCAGAAUCAAGUAAGUUUACUUAGACGCGCGCGCGCUGAAAAAAGCGCGCGAAAAUUUCAAUAGUUUUCUUAUUGCAUGAACCAAUCAGAAAUCGUCAUAGCUGUACCUACGCAGCGCGCGUUUAGAAGCGCGCCAAACAUUUUAAUGGCUUCAUUAUACACGUCUCAUAACGAUCAAGUACACAUAAAAUAACUACAUUUUUUUCCGAAUUAUAAAAUUGUUAUAAUUCUAAUAAUAGUGAAAGAAAUAAUAAGACUAGUCAUGCUUUUCAUCUCAAGAGCUAUAGCUAACUUGAAGCUACUUGGAGCAUGRCACUAUUGAACGUAAUACUCGUACCGCUGUGCAGAAUGUUGGCUGCAAGUAUAACGUCAUUUAAUGACAGAAAUCAAAAUACAMAGUCUAAUACUUUGUAAGCUCGAAAAAAAUUCUGCGAUUAGUUCAAAUAUAAAAUACUUUGCACGAUUAUUGGUAUAACAAAGUUACACAAAAAUUGAGGUGUUAAAAAUGUUGUUUCUUGUUUGAUGUUAUGUGCCGUUUGUUACCGUGACGACAGUCGCUAUGGUAACUACGUUACCAAUAGAUUGAAUGUAUACAAUGUAUACGUGUUAAAUAAACUAUCAAUUUUUGCGCUACA
Exaiptasia diaphana is the source of this 2764-nucleotide messenger RNA. Its product is annotated as sialin. The coding region runs from base 282 to 1985 and encodes 567 amino acids. The record is from RefSeq and is a predicted model, not a curated record. The transcript has 10 exons. Gene Ontology annotation, biological process: transmembrane transport; monoatomic anion transport. Gene Ontology annotation, molecular function: transmembrane transporter activity. NCBI's taxonomy places the organism in Eukaryota, Metazoa, Cnidaria, Anthozoa, Actiniaria, Aiptasiidae.